AUGAAACGGGUUAAAACGUUUCCUUUGUGUUCUAACCACAAUGACUCUCAUUGGCUGUUGAGAUAAAAUCUGUCCAAAAAUAAAUUGUGUUCCUCAUUCUGUCUCUCCACAGACUCAGCAGAGGACGGUCCGUGGUCAGUUAACGCCGAAAGAUGAAUGUUUAUGAGGACGCGCCGUCGGGGAGCAGGAUGGAGAUGUCUGAGUGCGUGAAGACGGAGGACGUGUACCAGACUCUCCACCAGCCUCCUCCAGUGAAGAACCCAAACCCAGCACACGAGCCAGUGAGAAGCUGCAGGAUAAAGACUGUGCUGAUGAUCUUCAACACUCUGCUAUUGAUCGUCAUCCUGAUAUUGAACGGACUCUCCACUGCAAAUCAAUUACAAAGUGCUGAAGUGAACAAGCCAGAACCACAAAGUGCUGACGUAAAGGAAAUGAAAGCCUCUGGUGAGGACAGUGAGAGAGAGGAGCUGUGGCGUCUCCACGACGAUGUGUUUUAUCUGUUCUGGGAGGCUGAGGGGAACUGCAGCGAGGCCCUGAAGUUCUGUAAAGAUAGAAACUCAGAAAUUGCCACCACUUCAGGCUGGGAUAGAUUUGAUCACUGGAUGUUUCUGGAUGAAUCUUUUCACCACCCUGCAAAUCCUGAUCACGAGCUCUGGAUUCUGUCUCAGGCAAACGGGAGGAAGCUGUGGGUGAAUAUGGAUAGUGAUACGACUGGACCCUUGAAUGAGACCUUCCGUCAUUGUCCACCAGAUGAAGAAACCCCAGGAAACGCAGAGGGAAUGCAGGGCUGGGUGUGUGAAAUCAGACCACGACAUUUAAGUCAUAGACAUUAUCGACAUUUUCUAAGUCGUAGACGUUAUCUUGAGGAUUAUGAAGAUUAUUUUGGAGAUAUUGUACCAGAUUAUGACACAGCAGCACCUGAGCAUGAGAUCCCUGCACUGUCUGUUCUCUCUGUGAAGAUCUACAUUAUUACACUCUGUUCUGGCUUUACUGUACUUCUGAACCUUCUCUGAGUUUGUGCAGAUCUGACCAUGUUCAGGACUGUGAAAACCUCCAAUGUUCAGUCUUCAGCUGGUCAUUUUCUAAAGUAAAUCAAACACAUUCAGGGAUGCUGAAGUCUGGACUGUGGGGUGGUCAGUCCAUUGGUUUAAGAACGCCAGUAUAGAAGCUCUAAUAAAAAGUUUGUUACUUUCCUGAUGCAAAACAAAUGAACUUGUACUUAAUGACUCUUGGAAAUUAAUGACAGGGGUCUCUGAGAUUCACAGUUCUGUGUUACCGUAAUCUGAAUGUCAAUGUAAAUAACCUGUUUCCAAAGCUGCUUCCAGAAGAUCUGCUUUUGUAGAGGUUGUCACAAAACUUUUGAUUAGAAUUUGAUCUUCAUUCCUGUGGAAGCUGAUUUUUCCUCCACAUCGCUUGAUUUUGUACCAAUGAGCUUUUAGCUGAAUAAAUCUGACUUUGUGUGAUC
Messenger RNA from Pygocentrus nattereri (red-bellied piranha), 1465 nucleotides. RefSeq lists its product as uncharacterized. Bases 153 to 1013 code for a protein of 286 amino acids. The transcript has 7 exons. NCBI's taxonomy places the organism in Eukaryota, Metazoa, Chordata, Actinopteri, Characiformes, Serrasalmidae. The record is from RefSeq and is a predicted model, not a curated record.